AUGCCAUCUCGUAAGCGCAUUGCAAUGGCUUAUAUAUAUUAUUCUCCACCUCCACCAACUAUGCCGUCUAAUGAUCCGAAACCGCCACCUCCUGCGGUGACAGUUCCUAUAACUCCACCCCCAAGUUUAACACCUCCGGGUGGUGGUGGUGGUAGUAAUGAUACGCCGCCUGCAAACCCUCCUAAUCAACAAGGUGGAAAAAUCCCACCCUCACCACCAACAUUGCCACCACAACUAUUUCCUCCACCGCCUCCCUCAAGUUCAAAUUCUGGAUCAGUCUCUGCUCCUCCUCCUGGUGGUCCCGUCAACCAAACAUCAACAUCUCCUCCGCCAGGUCCUCCACCACCAACACAAACUCCGAGUUCACCACCAAACACUUCUAAAAGUCCUAUUUCACCACCACAAACUCCGAGUUCACCACCACACAAUUCCAAGAUUUCACCUCCACCAACUUCUUCACCAUCGAAUGCCUCGCAAUCCCCAUCGUCGUCACCAGGAACACCAUCUUCUAUACCACCACAAAACUCACAAUCACCGAAGUUAGCACCUUCAUCACCUCCUUCAGAAGGAAGUAAAGUCCCUUCACUCUCUCCAUCAACCCCUUACUCAAAACUAAGUCCACCUCCUUCAGCAUUAACACCACUUGCCACGCCGACUUUUCCUUCAAGUACCUUUCCUCCUCCACCAUCAAGUAAUAGUAUUGACGUUGCCCCACCAUCAGGGGGAGGUGGAAAACACACAACAGUUAUUGCGGUAGGUGUAUCCAUCGGGGGCCUCUUCUUUCUAGCAUUUGCUAUUGUUCUCUUUUGCUUGUAUAAGAAGAAAAAGAAGCGCGUCAUGGUUCCAGCUGCAGCUUCUUGUUGA
Molecule: messenger RNA, 864 nt
Organism: Capsicum annuum
Lineage: Eukaryota; Viridiplantae; Streptophyta; Magnoliopsida; Solanales; Solanaceae
Product: proline-rich receptor-like protein kinase PERK12
Exons: 1
Coding region: 1-864 (287 amino acids)
Biological process (GO): plant-type secondary cell wall biogenesis
Source: RefSeq, a predicted model, not a curated record